AUGACCGCCUGGAAGCAGCUUGCUGCAGUAGAUGUUGGUACGGUACGUCAGAAAGUCACCGUGGAAAAGCAUCGCUCCACAACAAGCGGCAUCACCGUGUACCUGGCUCAGGUGCCGGGGCCACUCGUAUGCGGAACGCUCGUUUUCGCCACCGAAGCACACAGCGAUGCCGGCGAACCGCACUGCUUGGAGCACCUUGUCUUUAUGGGAAGUGAGUCAUAUCCUUACAAAGGCGUGUUAGAUCUCGUUGCAAAUCGCUCGCUCGCCCAGGGAACGAACGCCUGGACGGAGACCGAUCAUACGGCGUUCACCGUGGAGACAGUUGGGGCUCGUGCCUUCCUCCACGUCCUACCUGUGUACCUGGAUCACCUGUUUUUUCCUCUACUUCGAGAGUCCGCGUUUCGGACAGAGGUCUACCACGUGGUUGGCGAAACUUGUGCGGACGCCGGUGUGGUCUACUCCGAAAUGGAAGCCCGUGAAAACACUGCAGAGUCGAAAGGCCUCUUGCGCUGCCUCCGCAGCCUCUACGGCGAGCCUGCUCGUUGCGGAUACGCUGCUGAAACAGGAGGCAUCCUGGACGAAAUACGCCAGCUUACCAAUGAGCGCGUCCGAGCCUACCAUCAACAGUUCUAUCGUCCGGAUAAUUUCGCUUUAUUCGUAUCUGGCGUGGUGGACCGCGAUCUCCUCUUCGCUACGCUAUCAAGAUUCGAGCAAAGGCUCGUCAGCGUAUUCACAGCGACGCAUAGACGACCGUGGUCGGAAAGGGUGCCGCCAGCGCCCCGCUUUGGCCUCGUGCGGGAGCGGGUGCUCUUUCCUGCCGAACGAGCUGACUGUCCAGACGAGGCCACCGAUGACACCGGUAUCGUCUUUAUCGGAUGGAGAGGUCCGCCCAUCCAUGACCUGGUCAUGCGUACCGCGAUCGAGGUCAUGAACGACUACUUGAGCGAGUCGGGGAACGCACCGCUUCAGGAAGCAUUGGUGGAGUGCAGCGAUGCCUUCUGUAACGAUGUUUCCUUCAUGCAGAUGGAUUUUCGGAUCACUGCCAACAUCCUUCAGGUGGAAAACGUUCCAAUGCAUCGAUUGGAUGAUGUCUUUGAUCGUGUUAUGGGGAUUCUGGAGGUCACCCACGAGCAGGGCAUCGAUGUGAACGGACGUUUGCGUACCAUCAUCGAGCGCCGGCGCCGGCAGUUCUUUGCCGCCCUGGAGGACGGAGCGAACGAUGCGAUCCUAUCAUUGCUUAUCCCGGAGUUUUUAUACAACGAUCAGGAUGAUCAGGGGUAUUUUCGACAGGCACUCGACAUGCCAGGGGUGCUGGCGCACUUGGCUGCUCUCGAUGAGUCAUUUUGGCGAGAGCACAUCCUGCGGCGUUGGUACCUACCUGGGGAUGGGGAUCACGGGGCCUCGCUGGUCAGCUGCAUUGUCUGCCAACCAAGCAAAGAUGAGGCAAAUCGUUUGCGCACAGAGGCUGCACUACGUAUCCAAGAGCGUCUGGAACGCUUGAGUGCUGCCGAGCGCGUCGCCCUGGGUCAGCGGCUGCAAGAGUCCGUGGCGGAGCACCAGGUGUCUAUCCCGGAGAGCUUAGUCCCGGUGUGCUCUGGGUUGCUUGACCCUGCGAGCAUCUCUCGUUUUCGGGUGGAAACGAUUCGUAUCGAUGAUGUGGGCAGCGGCGUGCGACUGCAAAUUGACGACGUCGAUUCCGAGUUUGUGCGGUUAACAGCGCUGUUGGAUACUCGGGGCCUGAGCGGGCGUCAGCGGCUUCUCUUGCCACUGUUUUUGGAGACGCUCUUUAACACUCGCGUCGGAGAGCGCGAUCAUCGUGCGGUACGGGAUGCGCUGUUGGCGGAUACCGUGGAUUACGGGUGCGCAAUAGGACUCUCGAAAGAAGGUGGCGACGCUGGUGCUGGCUUCGCCAUUGGUGCGUUCUCCCAGCUGAUUUCCGUAACCAUCAAAUCGGAACGAGCGCUCUACGAAACCUGUGUGCACUGGCUCUACGAUAUUCUGUAUCGCUCUCAACUGGAAACCAAUCGAGUGCGUAUCGCUGCACAGAAACUAUUGAACGACGUAGCGCAGCACCGUCGUGACGGCUCCGCACUCGUGGCAUGGCUCUCGAACGAGGUCCUCUACGGGGCGAACGACGAGGCCAAUAUUCCAGCGAUGGCACCCUUUCGCCAGCGCCACUUGUUGCGACAGGUUUUGAAGCUGCUGGGUGAAAAUCGCAACGAUCGUGAUGAGGAUGAACACGACGACGACGAUGAACACGACGGCGAUAUGAAGUACGACGACUGCGGCGAAGCGCACAGCUUUGACGCUCCCGAACGCGUCAUUCCGUCUACGCUGCACCACCGGGCAGAUGAAAUGCCGUCGAGAGUCUGGACGGCGAACGCGCUCGCCACGGAUGCUUCUGCUUCUCCGGACUGGUCAAGGACGACGGGCACAAGCCAGCGAUAUUCGAUGACAGCGCUGCUUGAUGAGCUGGAGGCGCUGCGAAGAAGCCUCACAAGUCCCGGCAAGGUGUUCUUGCAUGCCGUUUUACAUUGCGAUGAGCGUUUAGAUGCCCUGUUAGAGCCGUGGAAGCAGACGUUUGGUGUUAUCAGCGGGAUGCUCCCGAACGGCAACGGCCCGCUACCAGCUCAUCCACAACUCGUUCAGUUUUCGCACGAGGUGCGCCCCAGUGCAUCAGUGCCGCGCCGCUGCAUCGUCGCCGGUGUCGACGGUGUCGAUUCGUGUUACGCAAAACUCAUCUCCGAUGGACCGAAGAGCUUUCUGGACCCGGAUUAUCCGCUCUAUUUGGUUUUGUUUGAACUGCUCGAUGCACUCGAGGGACCGCUCUGGCGUGAUAUCCGGGGCGCUGGCCUCGCCUACGGAUACAAUCUCGGGUGUACGCCCGAGUCGGGGACGGUGUCUCUGAGCUUGUACCGCUCGACUGCUUUCGAGGGCGCCUUGUCUGCGGCGUUGGGCGUAUUAGAGCGGUUUCAUCAGCAACCUCAGGAGCUAAUCGAUGAAAACACCGUUGCAUCGGCGUGCUCAGGCGUCUUGUGCACGCUGCUGAACCAGGAGAGCACAGUCGAGGCUGCGGCUUUCCAGCGACUAUGCAACAGUUGUCGCGGUUUCGAAGGUGACUAUACCGGCGAGCUUCUGGCCAAGGUUAUUAACGUGACGCCCGCGAAGCUUACCGAGUUUGCAACUCGGGUCUUGGCGGCUUUUCGCCUCGAGCAUUGCCUUGUGACGGUUGUAACGAAUCCCGCCAAGGCUCCUGCUGCCAUGGAGGUGCUCCAGUCCAGAGGUGCGUUGCGCACUACCUGCGUCGAUUCACUGGAUGAUUUUUUUGCAUUGGAGAAAACAGUGUAA
This is a messenger RNA of Cyanidioschyzon merolae strain 10D, 3348 nucleotides long. RefSeq lists its product with no specific name. The record is from RefSeq and is a predicted model, not a curated record. NCBI's taxonomy places the organism in Eukaryota, Rhodophyta, Bangiophyceae, Cyanidiales, Cyanidiaceae. The coding region runs from base 1 to 3348 and encodes 1115 amino acids. Gene Ontology annotation, molecular function: metal ion binding. The transcript has a single exon.